Molecule: messenger RNA, 549 nt
Organism: Hirsutella rhossiliensis
Lineage: Eukaryota; Fungi; Ascomycota; Sordariomycetes; Hypocreales; Ophiocordycipitaceae
Product: Ribonuclease H-like protein
Exons: 2
Coding region: 1-549 (182 amino acids)
Molecular function (GO): protein dimerization activity
Source: RefSeq, a predicted model, not a curated record
AUGAGGGACCUCGACGAGUACAAGUCCUUCACCGCAGAACCCCCCGUUGCCAUUGACUGUUCCCCGCUUGCGUGGUGGCUAAGAGAGGAGCAGCAACAGCGAUACCCCUGUCUUUCCAAAAUGGCUGUUGAUAUCCUCUCCAUACCUGCCAUGUCGGCCGAGCCAGAGCGAGUAUUCUCCGGCGCACGGCGCACAAUAUCGUGGGAUCGAUGCCGCUUGGGAAGCCAUGCAAUCGAGAGAGGAGAGUGCAUGAAGAGCUGGAUUAAGAGCGGCAUCACGCAGGGAAUUCCGGUCGACUUGGCCGGUGAGGAGGAGAAGGAGGAGGCUGGCGAGAUGGAAAGGACCAAGUCAAGGCUCAAGGAGACGCCGACAGUUGACCAGCCUGACGAGGAGGAUAACUACACAAACCUCAAGAACAUCAAGAAGAGACCAAUGAUAACAUCAGUCUUGAUGACGAAGAUUCAUAAAUGCCUUCACAAGUGUAACAGGCUGGGCCCGUGUGGGUCUUGGCAGUCGCCCUCGACCAAGAAGACCCACACCACCUCCUGA